CAACGGGAUUCAACGCCGUCAUUACACACAUCUUUUUGUUACGCGGGCGCGACGUCUCACCAUUAUUGGCUUCAACUUUGCGAUCCACCAGCAAGCUGCCCAAAAGACUUGGCUCCGACCUCUUCUAAUUUAAUAACAGGCGCAUAAGGAACGCUUUUCUGGCUUGUCGCCAUGUCGCAAGACAAUGGCAUUUGGAGCGUUCGAAGACCGAGAGAGACUCUAGGGGGCCUCAACUUCAACUCGGGUAUCCCACAGCCGCCGUCCGCCAUAAAGCGAUCGAGCACGAUCGGCAGCGCCAGCCAUGGCCGCUCCGUGUCUGGAUCACGGCAUUCGCUCGCCAUGUCGCGCCCGAACCAGCCCUUAUUCCAGCGCUCCUCGUCCGGCACCAACAUCGCUGACAUCGGCCUCUCAUCGGUCAAGCGCGCUUCCGUUGCGGGCUAUAACCCUCCCAGCUCAGGGGCGCUAAAGGGGUUUCACACCCCCGGCCCAUCCACCGAUAAUGAGCGCCGCAGCAGCAUCUACCGCGCGCGCCCCUCAACGACCGGUGGCCCCAUGGGCGGGCAUCAGAGCUUCUUCCAGCAAGCGCCGCAGGCAGCAGGUGUGCCACGAGACCCCCGGCCGCUCAAAGACAGGUCAUACCAGAACCGGCUCGGGCAGGAGCUGGUCGAGUAUCUGGCCAAGCACAACUUUGAGAUGGAGAUGAACCACAAACUGUCAGAUAAUUUCACCAAGUCGCCAACGCAAAAGGACUUCAACUACAUGUUCCAAUGGCUGUACCACCGUAUCGACCCCAGUUAUCGCUUCCAGAAAAACAUCGAACAGGAGGUGCCACCACUGCUAAAACAGCUGCGGUACCCCUACGAAAGGAGCAUCACCAAGAGCCAGAUUGCGGCGGUGGGAGGGCAGAAUUGGAGCACCUUCCUUGGGCUAUUGCACUGGAUGAUGCAGCUGGCGCAAAUGUUGGAGCGGUAUUCGCUCAACCAGUACGACGAUGCGUGCUUGGAGGCAGGGGUCGAUGUCGCGGGUGAUAACAUUAUCUUCGAUUUUCUGACGAACGCCUACCAAGACUGGCUAAACAUGGACGACGAGACCGGGGAUGAGGACGUGGAGAAGGCACUGCAACCACACAUUCAGGCGAUGGCUCGGGCAUUUGAGCGCUCCAACGCCAAAUACAUCCAAGAGAUGGAGAUGCUCGAGGGCGAGCAUGCGCGCCUGAAAAAGGAAAUCGAGGACCUCGAAAAGUCGACACCGGACCCGGCCGUCCUAGACAGCCACUUCAAGAUCAUGGAGGAGGACAAGGCCAAGUUUGAAGAGUACAACACAGUGGCCACACAGCGAUCGGAGAAGUACGAGGGACGCAUCCAAGUCUUGCAGGAGGAGCUUGACAGGCUCCAAGGGGAGCUGAAGGAAGCUGAGGAGGAGCGGCGCCGGCUCAAGGAGGCUGUGGACGACCAGGGGAUCAGCAUGCAGGAUAUCGACCGCAUGACUGCCGAGCGGGAACGUCUCCAGAAGAGCAUCGAGUCGGCAGAGCAGCGGUUAGAGGACGUCAAGCGAAAGGUGGCGGAGAGGGAGAUGGAGGCUAGCCAGCGACUGGACGAGCUCGAGCGUAUGGUCGACCGGUACAAUACAGUAGCAUACCAGAUCGCCCUGAUCCCCCCCACAGCAGCCAAUGCCAAGGGCCAGGACUACGAGCUGCAGGUCACCGUCAACGAAGGUCCCAACUUCACGUCUUCCCAGAUGCAGGGCUCGUACGGGCCCGGCGAGAGCGACCGGCUCCUCGCCGAUGCGACUACGGGCUACCAGCCGGCGCACAUCCUCAAUCUGGACCUCAGGGGGCAGGUUAAGAACAGCUUCCUGGCGCUGCGCAAGGAGAUCUCGGAGAGGCGCAAGGCGGCGCUCGACGCCAUGAUGGAGGACCACGACCUGCUGGAUCGGGCCAAGGAGGCCAUCGAGGACAAGCGGAACGAGGUUGAGGCGCUCGAGCACCGCGUCCGCGCUGCCGAGGAGGAGUACGAGAAGACGAAGGAGGUGACGAUGGCGCAGAAGCUCGCGUCGGACGCUCAGAUCGAGAAGAUGGAGAAGGAGCUGGCCAAGAUGCGGGCGCAGUUGUCCGAGUCGGUGCAGCUCAUGGAGCAGAGGGAGAUGAAUACCAAUAUUGAGUAUGAACAACUGACGCUGCGAGCGAAUGCGCUGCGCGAGGAGCUGCACACCGAGACUAUGCGCAUGCUCAACGACGUCAUCAAGUUUAAGAUGCACAUCCAGAAGAGUCUAGAGGAGUAUGAGAGCUUUGUGGCGGACGAGUUGGAGAAGGAGCUGGGCAGCGACGAGAUGAGAGAUGAUACCCAAGCCUUGGAUGCGUGAUGUCUUCCUGUUUUUACUUGGAUUGUUUGGUUAUGUCUGUAUGUCACCAGUGACGUCGAGGGAGUUCUUUUGUUUUAAUGCGUAUGGCAGGGUUGGGGCGGGGGUUGUUGGCGCAGGUAGAAUGGUUGGGAAGGGGGGGAGGGAAUGGUGUAUCCAUGGAUGUUUGGGUAUGGAAACAGGCAAUAUUGUCCGUCCUGUGGGUUUUGAGUCUCCAAAUCCAAAUGUAAGAGGCAGACCAGGGAGCAAGGAGGGCAAAUACCACUUAUCACCCAAGUCUCCCAUUGGGCUGAGCGCACAAGUUAACACCACUGGAAG
Molecule: messenger RNA, 2676 nt
Organism: Chaetomium strumarium
Lineage: Eukaryota; Fungi; Ascomycota; Sordariomycetes; Sordariales; Chaetomiaceae
Product: HEC/Ndc80p family-domain-containing protein
Exons: 3
Coding region: 172-2361 (729 amino acids)
Biological process (GO): attachment of mitotic spindle microtubules to kinetochore
Cellular component (GO): Ndc80 complex
Source: RefSeq, a predicted model, not a curated record